Acanthoscelides obtectus is the source of this 262-nucleotide messenger RNA. Lineage: Eukaryota; Metazoa; Arthropoda; Insecta; Coleoptera; Chrysomelidae. The record is from the annotation of a GenBank genome assembly.
UGUUGGGUAUAGUGGAGUUAGUUUUUUCCAACUGCUAGCCUACACGUCAAGCUGCUGCAACCCGAUCACGUACUGUUUCAUGAACAGCAGCUUCAAGAAGGCCUUCCUGAAUCUAUUCAAGUGCUUCAAAAGGUUCAGAGGGUCGGGAAACUACGCGCUCGCCAGCAGCGGCAUAAACAUGGAGUCCAAGUCGAGCAACAAUCGGGCGUCCGAAUGAAAACGCGCCACCUCAUUUUAUUUCGUUAGAGACGAUUUAUAGCAG